UGGAUUAGUUGUACAUGUGACAUUAACGCCGAAGCGCGUGCAGUGAACGUUCACAAAUAUAAACUGAAAUCUUUCUUCGUCGAUCUUAUAAUAAAUGUGUAAAAGCUCGUAUCGAGCGAUCAGAGUGCCUGUGUUUGUUAUUCAUAAAAUUUGUUAUCAAAUUGUUAUUAAAAGUUAAAAAAAUGUUCAUGGUCAUAUCGAUCGGCGCGCAUUGCGUCGGCAAUCUAGCUGCUUAUUUCAACAAAUCGCGCGAAAAUUCAACAACUUCCGUCGGUAGCGGCAAUUUGUCGGAGCACGAAUACGACGCGUCGCAGGACGGCUCGUCGUGCGUGGGCGCCGGCACGGUGCAGCGAUUCAACAACAAGCCCCGAUACACCCACUUCAUCUCCAUACCGCUGAACGAGCAGAGCUUGCAGUGGCGCAUGCAGGACUUUCAGAGCGACGCCAUCGCCUACUGCGCCGUCGACUCGCCGAGUCUGUCCUAUCUCUUUCAGAAGCCGGAAAAGCUCCACCUGACCGUCUGCAUGCUGUCGGUGCCGGAGGAGAGGCUGCAGGAGGCCCUCGACGCUUUCAACCAUUGCAAAGAGAAAAUAAUAAUGCCGCUUCUGAACAAUAAUCCUGCACCCGUGCUCGAUUUGAAGGGGAUCGGGACGUUUCCGACGAAUGCCAAGAGGGCUCGGGUCGUGCACAUCAAUGCCAUCGACAAUACCAAGACGAUCGAUAAGUUGAUGAAGGCCGUCAGCGAUUACUUUUUAGAUUUGGGUUUAACGAGGAAAGAUAAAGUUUAUUCGAAAAUGCACUUGACAGUGAUGAACGCUAGUUUCACCAGCCGAAGGUCGAAAAAACGUCAUUACGUUUUUGAUGCAAGAAGAAUUGUGCAACGUUACAAAGACAUAAACUGGGGCUCCGUCCAUAUUUCGAUGCUGCACUUCUCAUCGCUGAAGGAGAAGGGCCCCGAUGGAUAUUUCCAUGCCCUUGCGCAUAUGAACAUUUAACCAUAAUAUUUAUUUUACUGAAUUGUAAAAAAUACUUUUUUUGCAAAUCGAUGUAUAAAUUCAAGAGGAUUAUUAACGUUAUCGCCAGAUUGAAAAAAUAUCUAUAAUUUUCGAUGAAUAUCUAAUAAAAUGAUGAAAAUAUCCUAUGAUUUUUUUAAGAUAUUUGCAUCAUUUACAUUGACAUUUGUCAAUACGCAUGGAUUUUUCUCAAAUGGAUAACGACAAAUUUUAGUUUAUUUUAAUA
Trichogramma pretiosum is the source of this 1239-nucleotide messenger RNA. RefSeq names its product activating signal cointegrator 1 complex subunit 1-like. The transcript has 5 exons. Bases 183 to 995 code for a protein of 270 amino acids. The record is from RefSeq and is a predicted model, not a curated record. Gene Ontology annotation, cellular component: nucleus. Gene Ontology annotation, biological process: DNA alkylation repair; regulation of DNA-templated transcription. NCBI's taxonomy places the organism in Eukaryota, Metazoa, Arthropoda, Insecta, Hymenoptera, Trichogrammatidae.